Phytophthora nicotianae INRA-310 is the source of this 1191-nucleotide messenger RNA. RefSeq lists its product as hypothetical. NCBI's taxonomy places the organism in Eukaryota, Oomycota, Peronosporomycetes, Peronosporales, Peronosporaceae. Gene Ontology annotation, cellular component: mitochondrial intermembrane space. Gene Ontology annotation, biological process: mitochondrial respiratory chain complex IV assembly. The transcript is spliced from 2 exons. Bases 19 to 357 code for a protein of 112 amino acids. The record is from RefSeq and is a predicted model, not a curated record.
UCCGCAUUGACAAGCAGGAUGAACGCAGCGCAGGCGCCUUCGCAGAGCAAGCGGCCGCCCGAGAAGGGCUCGUUCCCUCUGGACCACUACGGCGAGUGUAAGCCUGCAAUGAAGGAGUUCUUAGCCUGCAUGCGCGAGCACAGUAAUAGCCACAUCGACUGCAAGAAGCUCUCGGCCGCCUAUCUGCAGUGCCGCAUGGACAAGGGCCUGAUGAAGCCCGAAGAGCUGGAAAAGCUGGGCUUCCACGAGGAAGGCAUGAAGAAGACAUGGACGGAAGAGACUAACGAGGGCAGAAAGGAAGGCGAGGGCUUUGUGGCAGGCCUCGGCAUCAAGAAAUCACGCUACGACAAGAAGUAGCAACAGUAUUAUCCUCUCUUUUUACGAGAAGAGCAACAUCUCUAGAUAUCUAUCUCCUAACCAGACAGACCAACGAACAAUCAAAAACCGGCAGCGAGCGACGUCGCUGCCGCUCUAUUUCCCAGUCCGACGGCUCCCUGUCGUCUCCAGCUCCAAGAUGCGCAGGCGUAGAGAACUAAUUUCAGUCGCAGCUUCGCGUGCAUUCGUCUGCAUUUGCUGUUCCAGGACCUGGACGCGUACACGCAGCAGGGCCUCUCGCGUCUCACAAUCUCCACCGUCGAUAUCUGGCAUCUCAGUUCCGAGUGCGUGCUGACGUAUUGAUGACCGCUCCGGUAUCUCUGUUGACUGCUGUGCGACUGUCCGCUCGAAUUGACGAAUCACUUUCUCCUGCAUCCGCACCGCUUUCUAGCAAGACACGACGGUGGUGAGUCAAACACGCAGCUUAGUCUAUAGCAAGGAACAGGCCAUCCUCACCUUGAGCGCGGUUGCUUGCUGUUUGUCACGCUGUAGGCGCUGCACCAGAGCUGAUUGUACCAGGUGAGCCUCCUGCAGCUUGUCAUGACGCGUCUCUAGGUCGGCGAGCGAGCUCAAAGAUUCCUGUGCAUCAGUUAAUUGCUGCUUCACGGCUUGGUAUUCACGAUCCAGCUCAUUGUACUUCGUGGCUAGCAACGUGAACCGCUGCGAUGCUGCUUGAUGCUCUGGGCGCACAGGGAAAGCUACUCCAUUCCCAUUGGUAGAGGCCAUUAACUCGGCUAAUUGCUGCUGCUCUCGACGCUGUGCAGACUCGAUCUGCUCCUUGAGUUGUUGUAUCUGCUGAUCUUUUUGACGUGCCUC